This is a messenger RNA of Branchiostoma floridae (Florida lancelet), 4983 nucleotides long. RefSeq lists its product as uncharacterized. The transcript is spliced from 31 exons. NCBI's taxonomy places the organism in Eukaryota, Metazoa, Chordata, Leptocardii, Amphioxiformes, Branchiostomatidae. The record is from RefSeq and is a predicted model, not a curated record. Gene Ontology annotation, molecular function: protein binding. Bases 1 to 4983 code for a protein of 1660 amino acids.
AUGGGGAUGGGCUCUUCCUUACAAUACCGGCGUGCAAUAGACACAGUGAAGGUUGUGUUAGAGAAUUCGUCCGGAAAUGCUGAGCUGAUCUUUAACGGGACGAACACCGACAAGUUCAACUGGUUCUCCAAAUCUAACCUGCUGUCAUCUCCUUGGUCAGACAUCUAUACAGAGACACAAAACGUCUUCUCAAUCCAGGGGAUCCAACAUUCGAACAUCGGAAUAAGGUCUAGAUCUUUCUACAUCAAUCGCAAUUGGGGAGGCUGUGACAAUGACGAGGGCUGGCUUCUAGUGGCAGACCUAGGAGAAAAUGUUGGCACAGCCGAACGGAUGGUCAUCUACAUCGACACUCCCGGAAACGUGCUGUGCUCCUGCAGUGGUGACCAACAUUUAAGUGAAGACGGAACCUCGUGUGUAGACUGUCAGGUUCCACUUGGAGUGGAAUCCGGUGCCAUACCGGACAGCAGCAUCACUGCAUCCACGUCCUGGCCUGGUUUUCUGCCCGAACACGGACGCCUGAAUGGAGUUGCUGGCAAUGGUGCUUGGGCCGUCGGGACAAAGACACUCGGACAAUGGUUGCAGGUUUUUACAGGCAACACAGACAUAAACACACCAGUGACAAACCUCCUUGACAACCAUGUUGAUGCCCGCUAUGUGCGAUUCGUGGUUAUGUCUUGGAAUGAUCACAUCAGCAUGAGGGUAGACGUUCUUGGAUGCAGCCCUAGUCUCGCAGGGCUGACCCUGGAUGAUGUCGGAAUGGGUGAGCUUUCCGUGUCUUGGACAGUCGUGGGGAGUCUUCCUAUCUCGCGCUACAGGCUCCGGUACCAGCCGGCAGACGGGUCGGGCUCGUACCAGGACCUCUCCCCCGCACCGGGAACAGGCGACACCUCGGCUACCGUACCGGGACUGCUGCCCGACACGGACUACAACAUCACGGUCACUUCCUUUGGGGAGGACGACCAGCCAAACGGUGUCAUCAGUGGGACAUACGCCACAGUCUGUCAGGUUCCACUUGGUAUGGAGUCUGGUGCAAUACCUGACAGCAGCAUCAAUGCGUCCUCGUCUCACCAUGAUAGUUACCAGCCCUAUCAUGGACGCUUGAACGGAGUUGCUGGCCAUGGUGCCUGGGCCCCCCAGACGAGCGUAAUCGGACAAUGGUUGCAGGUGGAUUUAGGAGUGCUAAAGCGCGUCACGGGCACGGUCAUUCAGGGUCGGCACACAACCUACCAUGGCGAACAGUUUGUGACGUCCUACAAACUCCAGUACAGUGCAGACGGGAGCAGUUGGACGACAUAUGCCAAUAGUGAUGGCUCCGACAAGGUCUUUGCAGGCAACACAGACAUAAACACACCAGUGACGAACCUUCUUGACAACCCAGUCGAUGCCCGCUAUGUGCGUUUCGUGGUUCAGUCCUGGAAUACUUACAUCAGCAUGAGGGUAGACGUUCUUGGAUGCAGUACAGGGUGUCCACUAGCAGACUACGUCAGUUUCAACGGAGUUUGCUACAAGGACUUUGCUGUGUAUACGAAUUUCUAUACAGCCCGACAGACGUGUGCCACAGACGGGGGACUGUUGGCCAUGCCGAAGGACAGCGCGAUCAACACGUUCAUCCACGAGCUGGCAGGAGUUAACGAACGACGCUGGAUCGGGUUGACUGACGAAGACACCGAAGGUGAAUGGGUGUUUGAAGACGGCACAACCCUGGCGUCAGCCAGGUAUAGCAACUGGCAGCCCAGUCAACCGGACAAUCAUAAUGGCAUCGAAGACUGCGUCGAAGUUUUAGGUGGUGCCGAACACUACUGGAGUGAUAGAGCAUGCAACGUUCGCCUACCAGGAUUCAUCUGUCAGCUAGAUAGAGAAACUACAACAAUCGCACCUGUGACAACUCCAAUGACAACAGUUAUGACAACAUCUGCCCCAACUACAAGUCCAGAUGUCUGUCACCCCAUUCCUCUUGGAAUGGAAUCUGGUGCCAUACCUGACAGCGCCAUCACUGCAUCCUCCGUUUGGCAGCGCUGGGGUAAUACUGAAGUACACGAUCCCUGGUUUGCACGGUUACACUCAUCGGCAGGAUGGGGUGGCUGGGCAGCUCAUGACAACAUAGUCGGACAGUGGUUACAGGUCGAUCUUGGAGAGAUGAAGCAAGUCAAGGGCGUCAUUACCCAGGGUCGCUUUAGCGGUGAUGCGCAGUGGGUAACAUCGUACAAGCUCCUGUUCAGUGCAGAUGGGACUUCUUGGACGGCGUAUGCCAACAGCGAUGGCACAGAUAAGAUCUUUCCAGGCAACACGGACAUGAACACACCUGUCACGAACCUACUGGACGACCCAGUUGAGACCCGUUAUGUGCGUUUCGUGGUUGUUACUUUUCAAGGCCACAUCCUUAUGCGUGUGGAGAUCCUUGGGUGUGGCGCUGAAAAUCACUGCUACCCCAACCCUUGCGAGAAUGGUGACGUUUGCAUCGAUAGUGGAGAUUCCUACAUCUGUAAAUCUCGCGGGGCAGUCUGCAAAGCAUGGGGUGACCCUCACUACUACCCGUUUGACGGAGGCGACCACCACUUUCAAGGACCAUGCAGGUACACCCUAGCCAAGGACUGCGGCAACAGCAGCGACUUUACCGUGACGACACAGAACGUACCUGGAAACCCAUUUGUUUCUUACGUACGUGAGGUAUUUGUUGAGGCACACGGCUUCGUGAUAGGAGUUCACCAGGGCAAGGAUGUCACUGUGGACGGAACACCAUACUCACUAUCCUCCAGCCUGGCGGGCGGUAUGGUUGAAGUCAGCCUGACCGGGCGGUUUGUCCGGGUUCUUCUAAAGAACCUCAGCGUGGAAGUCUCAUACGAUGGUGAUCACGAAGUUAGGGUUGAGGUUCCCGGCGACUACCGAGGACAGAUGUGUGGUCUUUGCGGUAACUUUAACGGCGAUACGAGCGACAACUACAUGACUCCAGACGGGACCGUUGUGGGAGAUGAGAACACUUUUGGUGACAGUUGGCUCACCGACAGUAGCACUUGUCCUGAAGGUAGGAGGGGAAAGAGAGAAGCCGAACUAACUCCACUUUCCGGAUGUCCCGACGCCGUGCGAGCAGCUGCCGAGUCGGCUGACAGUUGCGGGCUGCUGGAAGACACUAACGGCCCGUUUGCUGCCUGCCAUGGGUUUGUUGCUCCUGGACCUUACUUCCAAACAUGUCUCUUCGACAUGUGUGCGUUGGACGGAAACACCACGGGACUUUGUCAGAACCUGGAGGCCUACGCUGAGGCCUGCCGGGCAGCUGGUGUGGCACCAUUUUCAUGGCGGACAGAAGAUCUAUGCCCCGGAGUCUGCCCAGUGAACAGCGCGUUUUCCCCAUGCGCUAGUUACUGUCCUGCGACCUGCGCGAACCCCAACGCUGAAGAGAAUUGCGACCUCGGCUGUGGAGAAGGCUGUGCGUGUGAUCCUGGCUUCGUCCUUAGUGGACAACAGUGUGUUCCAGAGGAGCAGUGUGGCUGCACUGACGAUGAAGGACGUUACUAUACGCUUGGAGAACGCUGGAGUGAAGAUGGGCAAAGGUGUGUCUGUGAAGCUGGAAAUGUCAUCACCUGUUCUGAGCUCACGGGGCUGACCCUGGAUGAGGCCGGGAUAAGCCAUCUCGCCGUUUCCUGGACAGUCGUGGGGAGUCUGCCGAUCUCACGCUACAGGCUCCGUUACCAGCCGGCAGACGGGUCGGGCUCGUACCGGGACCUCUCCCCCGCACCGGCAGCAGGGGGCAGCUCGGCUACGAUACCGGAAUUGCUGCCCGACACAGACUAUACCCUUACGCUCACUUCAUUUGGAGAGGACGAUCAACCAAACGGUGUCAUCAGCGGGACAUUCAGGACAGCUGAGGUUGUAGUGAACGUAGAGUGUGACCAAGACAGCAUGACCAUCUCCAUUCCCCGUACCGCAUUACUGGCUGUGGACGUAGAGAACAUGCACCUUCUGGACACCAGCUGUGUCGCUACUGUGGAUGACGAUUUUGUCACGUUGGAGACACAUCUGCAACAGUGCGGAACCCAACAAGAGACUUUAGGGGACGACAAAUUCAUCUUCUCCAACGAAGCCAUCGCCAACCAAGUGACCCAUGCGAACGGUGCUGUGCGUAACCAGCCGAUAAACCUGCCCUUCCAGUGCGAGUUCCUCCGUCAGUACGACGUUUCACGGGGUCCUAUCAUGUAUAACAUCCCUUCUCCUCGGAUCCAAAUCGUUGAUGCGAACAACACUUUCAUGUUGGAGAUGCGGAUGUACACUUCAACAGAUUUCGUUGCGAGUUAUGAAUCUGAUGACUUCCCCAUUCAGGUCACACCGUCUGACCGUCUGAACUUCGGCCUGAGCGUGACGUCACCACUGGAAAACCUGGAGCUGUUUGCACGUGACUGUGUCUCCACUCCCACCACUGAUCCCAACGACUCUCCAAGGGUCAACAUCAUCACAGAUGGCUGUGAGGUUGAUGAGACUCUAGAGAAGGACGAUGAUCGUUCUAAUGACAAGGCCCUGUACUACAGCGUGGCCGCCUUCACGUUCCCAAAUGCUAUCGAACCCAGCCUGGUGUACUUCCACUGCACCAUGAUCAUCUGCUUCAAGGACGACCCUGACUCCCGGUGCAGACAGGGCUGUAUCCCAGCCGCACGGCGUAGGCGGGCCGUCUCGUACGGGACGGAGGGCAGGGUUCGCCGGGAGAGCAGCAGGGACCACCAGGCGGACAUCACCCAGGGACCGUUCCAAGUGAACUUCGAAGAAGCAGGAGCAGGGCCAGCUGGAGUCCCGGUGGGUACUGUGGUCGGAGCGGUUGUUGCAGUUGCCGGAAUCAUUGGGCUUCUGAUCGUGGCCGUUGUUCUGCUGAAGAAACGGGGUGGCCUGGCUUUGGGUCGCAAGAAACGUGAGGACGAUACCCUCGGACUGGACAACUACGCUUUCCAGGCUUGGGGAAACAAGAACAAGACUGGCAAUGCUGACACCAAAGCCUAA